AUGAUUGAUCCCUAUAAAUAUCAACAACUCCGAAUUGGAUCAGUUUCUCCCCAACAAAUGAGUGCUUGGGCAAAAAAAAUCCUACCUAAUGGAGAGAUAGUUGGCGAAGUAACAAAACCCUAUACUUUCCAUUAUAAAACCAAUAAGCCUGAAAAAGAUGGAUUAUUUUGUGAAAGAAUUUUUGGGCCUAUCAAAAGCGGGAUUUGUGCUUGUGGAAAUUAUAGAGUAAUUGGAGAUAAAAAAGAUGAUCCAAAAUUUUGUGAACAAUGCGGAGUCGAAUUUGCGGAUUCUCGGAUACGUAGAUACCAAAUGGGUUAUAUAAAACUGGCAUGCCCAGUAACCCAUGUGUGGUAUUUGAAACGUCUUCCUGGUUAUAUCGCGAAUCUUUUAGAUAAACCUCUUAAAGAAUUAGAAGGUCUAGUAUACUGCGAUGUACUUAUUAUUGAUUCUUCGUUGGUAGAAUGGAAGGAAUUAGGAGAAGAGGAAUUUACGUACAAUGAAAAUGAAUGGGAAGAUAAAAAAGUUGGAAGAAGAAAGAGUUUUUUGGUUCGACGCAUGGAAUUGGCUAAACAUUUUAUCCGAACAAAUAUAGAACCAGAAUGGAUGGUUUUAUCUUUCUUACCUGUUCUUCCUCCUGAAUUGAGACCUAUUAUUCAAAUAGAUGGGGGUAAACUAAUGAGUUCGGAUAUUAAUGAACUCUAUCGAAGAGUUAUCUAUCGGAACAAUACUCUUAUCGAUUUAUUAACAGCAAGUAGAUCUACGCCUGGGGAAUUAGUAAUGUGUCAGGAGAAACUGGUACAAGAAGCCGUGGAUACACUUCUAGAUAAUGGAAUCCGCGGACAACCAAUGAGGGAUGGUCAUAAUAAGAUUUACAAAUCGUUUUCAGAUAUAAUUGAGGGCAAAGAGGGAAGAUUUCGCGAGACUCUGCUUGGCAAACGGGUAGAUUAUUCGGGGCGUUCUGUCAUUGUCGUGGGUCCAUCACUUUCAUUACAUCGAUGUGGAUUGCCCUGCGAAAUAGCAAUAGAGCUUUUCCAGACAUUUGUCAUUUGUGGUCUAAUUCGAAAACAAUUAGCCUCAAAUAUAGGGGUUGCGAAGAGUAAAAUUCGAGAAAAAGAACCAAUUGUAUGGGAAAUACUUCAAGAAGUUAUGAAGGGACAUCCCGUGUUGCUGAAUAGAGCACCCACUCUGCAUAGAUUAGGCAUACAGGCUUUCCAACCCAUUUUAGUACAAGGGCGUGCUAUUUGUUUACAUCCAUUAGUUUGUAAGGGAUUCAAUGCAGAUUUUGAUGGAGAUCAAAUGGCUGUUCAUGUGCCUUUAUCUUUUGCGGCUCAAGUAGAAGCUCGUUUACUUAUGUUUUCCCAUACGAACCUCUUGUCUCCAGCUAUUGGGGAUCCCAUUUCCGUACCAACUCAAGAUAUGCUUAUUGGGCUUUAUGUAUUAACUAGCGGGAAUCGUCAAGGUAUUUGUGCGAAUAGGUAUAAUCCGUCCAAUCGCAGAAACCUUAAAAAUGAAAGAAUUCGCGAUAAUAACUAUAAGUAUACGAAAAAAAAGAACCCCUUUUUUAAUUCCUAUGAUGCAAUUGGAGCUUUUCGACAGAAAAGAAUAAAUUUCGACAGUCCUUUGUGGUUCCGAUGGAGACUAGAUCAAAGGGUUCUUUCCUCAAGAGAAGCUCCUAUUGAAGUUCAUUACGAAUCUUUAGGUACCUAUCGUGAAAUUUAUGGACAUUAUCUAGUAAUAAGAAAUAUAAAAACACUGAGAUUGCCGGUUGUUAGGCCAGUGCUGUAA
Messenger RNA from Gastrolobium bilobum, 1785 nucleotides. RefSeq names its product DNA-directed RNA polymerase subunit beta'-like. NCBI's taxonomy places the organism in Eukaryota, Viridiplantae, Streptophyta, Magnoliopsida, Fabales, Fabaceae. The record is from RefSeq and is a predicted model, not a curated record. Gene Ontology annotation, biological process: DNA-templated transcription. Gene Ontology annotation, molecular function: DNA-directed RNA polymerase activity; DNA binding.